AUGGAACCGGAUAUAUAUAUAGGUAGGGCAAUUGGGAAUUCAGAUGUAAGGAUUUCUAUAGCAAGGGCAUUGCUUAGAGACCCAAAAAUCCUACUCCUAGAUGAAGCCACAAACUCACUGGAUUCACAUUCUGAAAAGGUUGUGCAGGAUGCUCUAAAUCAGGCUUCAACCGGACGAACUACAAUAAUCAUCGCCUACCACCUUUCUUCUCUGCGCAAUGCUGAUUUAAUUACAGUCAUUCAUUCCGGAGAAGUGGUAGAAUCAGGUUCUCAUGAGGAGCUCUUGCAAAACAUAAAUGGCCCAUACUCAACAAUGGUGCAACAACAGAAAACCUUAACUGAUGGUGAAGUUAUUGUCUCCCUUAACAAAGAAAUUGAAUGCAGAAAUGAUAACGAAUCGAUUCUCGAAAGUUCCGGCGAUAAUAAGGAAAGUAUCGAGAAGCCUGAAGAUCAUUAUGAUCCCCCAAAUUUAAAGCAGUUGAUGCUUAUGGCAGCACCUGAAUGGAGCUCAACCUUUUUAGGUUGCAUCGAUGUAAUUUUCUGUGGGUUAAUUCAGCCAUUGCACACUUUUUGCAUGGGUUCUCUUCUAUCUGUUUACUUUCUAAACGAUAAAAAUGAGAUUAAAUCAGAGACAAGAAAGUAUUGUUUCGCCUUCCUGUUCUUUGCUGCCUUGGCUUUCAUCACGAAUGUUAUUCAGCAUUACAAUUUUGGUCAUGUGGGGGAGAGCUUGACCAAAAGGGUGAGACAAGAAGUGCUUGGAAAGAUUUUAACAUUCGAGAUGGAGUGGUUUGACGAUAAAAACAACAAUAGCGGCGCCAUAUGUUCAAGAUUGGCUACUGAUGCUACCAUGGUAAGAACUCAGGCCAUUUCCUCAACUACUUUGGCAGCUGUUAGGGCAAAAAAAUGUACGAAAAAAGUAAUCAGACAAUAUGAUGAAUCAAAAUGUUAA
Messenger RNA from Pistacia vera, 948 nucleotides. RefSeq names its product ABC transporter B family member 15-like. Lineage: Eukaryota; Viridiplantae; Streptophyta; Magnoliopsida; Sapindales; Anacardiaceae. Gene Ontology annotation, molecular function: ABC-type transporter activity; ATP binding. The coding region runs from base 1 to 948 and encodes 315 amino acids. Gene Ontology annotation, cellular component: membrane. Gene Ontology annotation, biological process: transmembrane transport. The record is from RefSeq and is a predicted model, not a curated record. The transcript has a single exon.